Molecule: messenger RNA, 1821 nt
Organism: Mucor mucedo
Lineage: Eukaryota; Fungi; Mucoromycota; Mucoromycetes; Mucorales; Mucoraceae
Exons: 2
Coding region: 1-1821 (606 amino acids)
Biological process (GO): regulation of transcription by RNA polymerase II
Cellular component (GO): chromatin; histone deacetylase complex
Molecular function (GO): histone H3K9 demethylase activity; chromatin DNA binding; transcription coregulator activity
Source: RefSeq, a predicted model, not a curated record
AUGAAAACUCAACAAGUGCAACGAAAGCAACUUUUUAAAAAAAUCAGAAAAGGAGACGAGAUUCAUAUUCAAGUUGAUUCAUGUAAAAAACCGCCUUAUGAUCAAUUCAAGAUAGUGUGUCAUGCAUGCAAACGAAACGAAGCAUGCACUUUUGUGAAUCUAAGAGGUUUCAAAAAAGUGAAUGAUCAGCUUUUAUACGGGCCGUAUUUCCCCUCAACAAGAACGCCUACUCUCAAAUAUAAAAGCAGGCGAUUCAACACGAUGCCCUACUCUCCCCGAGCCAAUAUAUAUGCUCUAAAGAAAAUUAGACCGACACUGCAAAGAUGCCUGCAACGCCAAUUGGAUGUCCUCCUACACGGCUCUAACAAACCAAUACAACGAAAGCAUACAAAAGGAUACAGUCAUACUUGUGAUAGCUGCUCCACCAACUUUUUCAUUCACUAUUAUAUUUGCGCUUUUUGUGCCAUUGAAAUCUGUAUGGAUUGUUAUGAGGCUUUAAAAAACACAUUAUAUGGAUACCAUAACGGCCGUGUCUUUAAUGGAAAAGAACAUUCUCAGUCAGAAUUUGUGCUAUUCUCGAAACUUUCAGAAAAAUCCAUUACUUUGCUGUUGAAGUCGCCGAAACCAAUACAGUCGACUGAUGUACUUACUAACACAGAACUUAUCAACCCUAUCGAGGUAAGAAAAAGUGAACUUGACCAAUUGAAAUCUGCAAAGUCUCGAAGAGCGCUGGACCCCAGAAACUUGAAAUCACCAAUGCUUCCCUCUCAAAUGAACAAAACCAACGAACCCAACGAGCCCAACGAACCCGAAUUAAAUCGCGUACCACCCAUUCUUGAUAAAAGCCAAGAUUACAUGAACCUGCCCGCAUCUCAGGUCUCUUUAGAGGUAUUCCAAAAAUACUGGCAAACGCACUGCCCAGCACUCGUGACAAAUUCCACAAUCGAGAGUAAAUUCGAAUGGACACCACAAAUGUUUCGAAGUGUAUGUGGGGCAGAUAGAUUACAGGCCACGGAUUUCGAUAAUACCGUAUACGAACUGGAAGCAAAAUCUUACUUUAAGGCUUUCUCCAACCGUAAACGACGCCGAUCACUGUGCGAAUCCCUGGGAAGUAGCGAGGUGCUAAAGGUGAAGGAUUGGCCACCGAACCAAGACCUCGCAAAGAAAUUGCCUGGUCUUUACGAAGAUUUUAUGAGGACAGUACCAGCACCUGAAUACUGUAGUGCUACGGGCUAUUUGAAUUUAGCAAAUCGAUUGCCAGAGGAAUACGUACCGCCCGAUCUUGGACCUAAAUUGUUUAUCUCGUACGGAAGUGAUAUGAAAGGAAAGACGGGUAAAACAAACCUACAUUGCGAUAUAACGGACGCUGUGAAUGUGAUGUACUAUGCUGAUGAUGAUACUGUCAAUGAAAAACCACAGGCACCUGCAGUGUGGCACAUAUUCCCUUACAAUAGCCUGAGGAUCCUGAAACGAUAUAUACGACGUUAUAAGAAAUGCAAUGAUCUACACCCAAUAUUUGAUCAUGCAUUUUAUCUUACGGCCCAUGAUCUGCAACGUCUCGAUGAAAAGUAUAAUGUGGUACCCUAUACGAUUUAUCAAAACGUUGGGGAUACAGUAUUCAUCCCAGCGGGUUGUGCACACCAGGUCACGAACUAUAGUAACUCGAUCAAAUGUGCCUUUGAUUUUCUAAGCCCUGAAAAUGUUGAACGUAGUUUGUAUAUCUCCAAACAAUUGCGCAAGUUGAAUAAGCGCGAUGCAUUACAGCUUCAAACUACGUUGGCCUAUGCAUGGCUCAGCUUAAAGAAGGAUUCUGAGACCUGA